Dibothriocephalus latus is the source of this 735-nucleotide messenger RNA. The record is from the annotation of a GenBank genome assembly. Lineage: Eukaryota; Metazoa; Platyhelminthes; Cestoda; Diphyllobothriidea; Diphyllobothriidae.
GUUGGCACAAAAGUUCGGAUUUUCCUUUCUCUCAGUCUGAGAAUACAACUGGAAUAUUUAAUAUCACUCCUAAUCUUACACCGCUUUAGAGCGUAUUUUCCAAAGAACGUGGAAGUAACGAUUUCCGACUUUGAUGGAGUUCUCUACAACAUCUCCCAAAAGACAAACUCAACGAUACUCACUGUCAGUAUUACGUUGAGAUUCUUCAAAGAAAUUGAAAAGUUUGGUGCAUCCAAGGUGCUGAGCAGAGAGUACGGCUCUUUCCUGGCAUCUCGUCCGGAGGGAAGCGCAUCGGUAACCUUGCAAAUCGACUGCGAAAAACUUCCAGACAACGUCGAGGAACUGGCGACUAAAGUUGCAAUGCUACGUCGGCACUGCUUUGCCAGCGUGUUUGAACACUUUUUUGACUACCAGAUGUCCAAACCUACGCAGACCCUCCAAGGCAUUAUCCACUUUAGGACAGAUGAAACUAUGUACGCGCAAUUUGAGGAAACUGAGGCUCUAGUCUCAAAAAAUUACGCGAUGAAUUCUAUUCAAAUUUUAUAUACAAAGGGUCUACGUGCUUUGUGUUUACAUGGCAACUGGCUUUUUAAUUUAAGGUUUGUUCAGGCAAUGUCGGACAGGGUAACGGUUAUAUUCAGCACCCGAUUCAAGGAUCCUGGCGAUAUUGUCUUGGGCAAGACUUUCCUCCAGGUAAUCACUUUAAAUUUUGCAAUUAAGGAGAAAUUAGCUUGA